AUGGAGCGGUUCCUGGCCCUGCUGCGCCUGCUGGGCAGGAGGAGGCGAGGGAGGAGGUACCGGGCGGAUGACGAUUACCAGGAAGGCUACGAAGACGUUUACUACUACACCAGCAAGUACAACACACACCUACUGAAUGAGGGGCCGUACACCAAACACUCUGCCGGGUCGCGACCUCCAGAUGGAGCGCUGGCCAUCAGGAGGCAGAGUAUACCAGACGAGUUCCGAGGCUGCUCGGUGGUGGAGCUGAUGAAGAAGGAGGGGACGACGCUCGGGCUGACGGUUUCGGGAGGCAUCGACAAAGACGGGAAGCCCCGGGUUUCGAACCUGCGACAGGGAGGCAUCGCUGCCAGGAGUGACCAGCUGAACGUUGGCGACUACAUCCGCGCCGUUAACGGCAUCAACCUGGCCAAGUUCAGACACGACGAGAUCAUCAGUCUGCUGAAGAAUGUCGGGGAACGAGUCGUCCUGGAGGUCGAGUACGAACUGCCGCCUGUCUCGGUGCAGGGGUCAGGGGUCAUGUUCAAGAACGUAGAAGUUACGCUUCACAAAGAAGGAAACAGUUUCGGCUUCGUCAUCAGAGGUGGGGCCCAUGAAGACAGGAACAAGUCUCGCCCCAUCGUCAUAACAACCAUCAGACCAGGUGGUCCAGCUGACAGAGAAGGUACCGUAAAGCCGGGCGAUCGGUUGCUCAGCAUCGACGGGAUUCGUCUCCACGGCAGCACGCUCUCAGAAGCCAUGAGCAUCCUGAAGCAGUGCGGGCAGGAAGCCACGCUACUGCUCGAGUACGACGUCUCAGUGAUGGAUUCUGUUGCCACGGCGUCGGGGCCGCUGCUGGUGGAGGUUGCCAAGGCGACAGGCUCCAGUCUGGGUGUGGCUCUGUCCACCUCCAUGUUCUGCAACAAGCAGGUCAUCAUCAUCGACAAGGUCAAACCAGCCAGCAUAGCAGACAGGUGUGGUGCUCUGCAUGCAGGAGAUCACAUCCUGUCUGUUGAUGGGAAGUCGAUGGAGUUUUGUUCUCUGGCUGAAGCCACUCAGCUGCUCUCUGCCUCCUGUCAGACCGUCCGCAUGGAGAUCCUGCCACAACACCAGGCCCGACCGGCCCUGAACGCACCACAGCACGCUCUUAGCCACUCGUUCUCUCCCGGCUCCAUGUCGGCCUAUAGUCUCUCGUCCCUCAACAUGAGCACUCUGCCCAGGAACAUGUAUCCCACGAGUCCACGGGGCACGCUGAUGAGGAGGAAGGCCAAGAAGAAGGACUUCAAGAGUUCCCUGUCUCUUGCGUCCAGCACCGUCGGCCUCGCCGGUCAGGUCGUUCACACGGAAACCACGGAGGUGACGUUGCUCGGUGAUGGCAUCAUGGGGUUCGGCCUGCAGCUACAGGGUGGCGUCUUCGCCACGGAAACGCUCUCCUCACCACCGCUCAUCGCUUACAUUGACCCCGACAGCCCGGCUGAGAGGUGUGGUAUCCUGCAGAUCGGUGACAGGAUUUUGUCCAUAAAUGGAGUUCCUACUGAAGACUCGACUCUGGAAGAAACCAAUCAGCUCCUCAGAGACUCGUCCAUCACCGCUCAGCUCACACUGGAGAUUGAGUUCGACGUGGCUGAGUCGGUCAUCCCCAGUUCAGGAACGUUUCAUGUGAAGCUCCCAAAGAAACCAGGAGUGGAGCUGGGAAUCACCAUCAGCUCUCCGUCCAACAGGAAAGCAGGUGAUCCUCUCAUCAUCUCUGACAUCAAGAAAGGCAGCGUCGCUCACAGGACGGGAACGUUGGAGUUGGGAGACAAGCUGCUGGCCAUCGAUAACAUCCGGGUGGAGAACUGCUCCAUGGAGGAAGCCGUUCAGAUCCUGCAGCAGUGCGAGGAGCUCGUCAAACUGAAGAUCCGAAAAGACGAAGACAACUCAGAUGAACAGGAAGUGUCCGGCAGCAUCAUCUACACGGUGGAGCUGCAGAGGUACGGAGGCCCGCUGGGAAUCACCAUCUCAGGCACCGAGGAGCCCUUUGACCCCAUCAUCAUCUCCUCACUGAGCAAGGGAGGGCUGGCUGAGAGGACCGGUGCGAUCCACGUAGGGGAUCGUAUUCUGGCCAUCAACAGCAGCAGUCUGAAGGGGAAACCUCUGAGUGAAGCCAUCAGUCUGCUGCAGCAAGCAGGAGAGACGGUCACACUGAAGAUCAAGAAGCAGGGAGAGCUGUCAAGCCCAAAGUCCUGCGUGAUUGGUCCAGGCUUGGGGCCAGGGGCGGGGCUUAGCCAGGAGCUCCAGGACGGGGAAGAGGAGCCUGUUGUCAUGGUCACGCCUCUGUCAAACCAGAGAGCGUUUAGCACGCUGCCGUCAGUCGACAGCGCUGUGGAGUCCUGGGAUGGAUCCAAUGUGGACAGCAGCUUUACCACCCCGGCUCCUCCAUUCCAGUCGUCUCCAUACAGUUUCCACGAGUGGCGCAACGCCAAGACAACCAACAGCCAAACAUCUUCCUCCACUCGCCAGAGAGCCAAUCCGUUGUCAGAUCUGGGUCUGAGUGACGACGACUGGGACCGCCCACCGCUUGGAGGGUUCACUGUGGGGCAUGAUGGGACUGAGCCGGACCAGGAAGAGAACUUCUGGUCUCAGGCUCUGGAGGAUCUGGAGACCUGCGGCCAGAGUGGUAUCCUCAGAGAGCUGGAGGUGAGAAGUACUGUGACAGCUAGUAUUAUUACACUAGUCCUGUUAGCAACCAUCAUGUCAGGCUCCAGCCUUAGUCUGAACCAUGACCCCACCCCCCUGCGCAGCACACUGGGUCGCCAGGCAAGCUUCCAGGAACGCAGCAACUCCAGACCGCACUAUUCUCAGGUGACAGCUCGGUCCAACACCUUGCCCUCUGACCCCCAGCGCCGAGCCUUUGCCAUGAGGAAGAUGAGGCAGGAGGUCAAUGAGAUCCUAAACCAAAACCCUGUGGAACUCCACAAGUUGACUCUAGAGAAGGCCUCAGACCUGGAGGAUUUUGGUUUCAGUGUUUCUGACGGUUUGUUGGACCGUGGCGUUUACGUUAGCAACAUCCGACCGGGAGGUCCAGCAGAGCGGGGCGGCCUCCGAGCCUAUGACCGAAUACUACAGAUUAACCACGUACGGACCAGGGACUUUGACUGCUGCCUCGUUGUUCCACUGAUUGCAGAGUCUCCAAACCAUCUGGAGCUCGUCAUCAGUCGAAACCCCUCUUCCUCCUCCCUGCUCGCCAAUCAUACUGACAGCACUACCAACAGCAGCCACUCCCCUCAGCCAGUCGGCAGCGAGCUGGGACCAUCAGAGCUCUCCGUUGGCCAAGGAGACGAUGGUGGUCCGAUCAAGUGGAGCCAACCGGGAGACGGGCUGGUGUCAGGGUUUGGCGUGGGGCAGGUGAAUAAUAAAUCAUUAUAGCAAACAAAAACUGGAUGAAACUGGAUUAAGCCAGUUCUAACCAAACUGGACUGGAGAGGUCAACAAGGAAAACAAUGCAACAAAGUUGAAUUAAACUGGUUUAGAACCAUCCAAACUGGUUCGGAGUGGACCCCCCAUGGUGCUACACGCCCUCUGGAUGAACUUUGACCCCUGACCACUAAAGUUUGACCUUUGAACUGCUAAAGCAGCCUGAAAGCACACUGAUGGACUUUAGCAACUUCUCACCUUUUCACCUGAACCAGUUCUGAAUACUGGUUCUACUGGUAUCACUGGAACCAGAACUACAACUAUUGAUCCGACUGGAACCACAGGAGGUAGCCUCGUGCCAUGGCAACUGAUUCCAUUGAAACCAGAGCCACAGUCAAUGGUUUUACUGGUGUAAGAUUAAUGGUUGCUGGUUCUGCAAGCCUAGAAGUAGGGCUACUGGUCCUGCUGAAACCAGACCCACAGGCAAUAGUCUUAUUGGUUCAAGUCAUGUGGGCUUUUGUCUUAGUGGUUUAAGAAUCAUGGCUACUGAUUCCAUUUAAGCCAGAGCCAUAGCCAGUGGUCUGGUCCAAGACACAUGGGCUCUGGUCUUAGUAGCUACGGAAACAUGACCCCACUGGAGCCACAGCUAAUGGUCUUACUGGUCCAAGACACGUGUGCUCUCGUCUGAGUGAACGCCGACCCAUGGGCACUGGGCCAGCUAAAGCCAGAACCACAGAGAGUGGUCUUACUGGUCCAAGGCAUGGUUCUUGUUCGUAGUCGUUUGUACUAAGCCACAGACAUGACCACUCCAGAGCUGUGGCUCCUGGUCCAUCUGGUCUUACUGGAACCAGAACCAUGGCUUCUGGUUGUACUUGCCAAGAACCACAGCAGCACAAAGACUGAUGGGACUCCAGAAUCCAGAAACUUCUGAUGGACAGAAAGGUUGCCAAGGAGAGUAGGGAUGCUCCGAUUAGGCUGUUUAGGGCUGAUGUCAUUGGGUUUGUCUAAACCAUUACUGUCUGGUUUCUGUUCUUCAGCAUUUAAAGGAAAGCUUCCUGCCUAAAAAUCCCUUUCUAAGUCCACCACUGUGAUUUAUAUCAAAGUCUUAACCUCACUGGGCCAAAACAUAUUACGAUAUUCUGCUGUUGCUUGUGUUGAAAGUUACUAUCAGUAAAUCCUCAACCUCUCUACAUUUGAAUUAAAGGAAGGAGUUUGAGCUUUCCAGUCCAUCAGGUCUUAGUAUGGAUCCCACCAGGGUUGUGGAUGGAAGUGUUACUGGUCCUGAAGGUUGGGUUUAGGCAUCGAAUAAAAGAUGGUUAUGGCUGAGUGCCAGUGUUGAGAUGGUAAUGUUUAAGUAUGAAGUGGAAAAUGGUUACGUUCAAAAUUAGACGUGGGCGGGGUUAGGUGAGGGUUUGUUGUGGGUCAAGUUAGGAUAAAAAUCUUGAAAGAUGAGAUCCAUAAGACCACAACAGGAUGCAGUUGCUUGAAUUUUAUUCUGACAUGCUGAGCAAUCCUGCAAAAUUCUAAGACAUCCAAAAUAUUUAGAAUUAGCUAGACAAAUAUACAAUUUGCUUUCUUAACUUUUUUUUUUGAAGGUCGAGAGUAAACUUUGAGCCUCAGCUUUUAUUUCAGCAUGGACAAGACAUCCUUAAAUUGAUGCAUUAAUGCUUUUGAAAAAUGGAACUUUGAACAUACAAUUCCAUGAAAACUGUGCAAACGCCACCAGAAUUUUUUUUUCCAACACAAUUUUUCAAUUUUUAAGUGGACUUGGGUAGAAAAUAAGUUUAUAUUUCUCAAAGUAUUGAUAAAGUAUGGUUUAUUGAAUCAGUAUUGACAAAUUUGAAAUGAUAACCAGUACAAGUGGGGGGAAACAGGCAGCCAUGAUAGAUUUGACAAAAUUAAAACACAGUGUGAAAGACUUACUUUUUUAUUGUAAAUUCUAAGCAUGGGCUAUAUAACAGUAGUGGACAAAGCCUCCUGGUAUGAAAAGUGAAGCCAAUGCAGAAGUGCCUUGCAUUCUUUCUAAUGGCCAGCAGGGGGCGGAUCCACUGGUUGCAAAAAUAAGUGAGCCUGUCGUCUGAGAAAAUGACCCCACUUCUCACUUUAUUUAUUACCUCGGUAAAUAAUUUCCUAAUAAAUGUAUGGUCUCAAGUCUUCUUACGGCAGGAUGUUCAUUUUAUAAAUUAUGGCACCAUUUGGAAUGAAAUAGAUAAGACAGGGUAUGCUUUAGGGCAUGGCUAACCUUAUGAUUGACAAGUCGCUACCACAGCAACCUGUCCAUCAGGAUACAGGCGUAGUAAUGCACAUCCAUAGCACUGUGUACAAUUAAAUAACCGUGAACUUGUUUUUGGGUGGUGUUCAUGUUUUCAUCACAGAAGCCUGCAGUGUCUUGCUUCGCAUUUGGCAGCAUCAGAAGACACUUUAAGAGUCAACUGUUAAUUUUUCCCAAGAAGUACAUUUUGAUUUAAGCCUGUUUUUUGCCAGGCAAAAUUAGCAUCCAGGUUAAUAUCAAAGUGAAUGUGAAGUGUCGAUGCAUCUUCCGAACCAAGCUAGCUAGUUACUGCUAGCGUUCUGACUCCGAAAAACCCACAUGACAUCGGCCAAAAUGCCAAACUUGAGGCUUCAAAAUGAUAGUCCUCAAACCAGUUGGAGGCGUCACAGUGGCCACGCCCACUUCUUUUAUACAGUCUGAUUUUAAAAGAAAUCAAGUCGUAUCCGAGAAUUAUCAGCCGACACUGAUCGGAGCAUCCCUAAUGAAAUGGACAUAAAGACAGAAGUUUACUGUUAACAUUUUAGUUCUGUGCCAUGAACGAGCUGCAGACUGGAAGAGUAAUAAUAAUCAUGUUAACAAUAAUGACGAUGAUGAUGAUGAUGAUGAUGAUGACACUGAGCAGUUCAAUAAGAAUCUUUUUCUACUGUUUACACCUGUUGGACUGGCCACACUGUGUGUAUGUAUGUGUGUGUGUUUGUGUGUUUGUAUGUUAUGUGUGUGUGUCAAACACAAGGCCAGUUAACCCCCUCCAACCUCAAUUCUUCGUCUUGGCUUUGUCCCAGCCCCACUUCCUCCGUCGACCAAUAGGCAGCCAGGAUGACAGACAGACAGCAGUUCUGAGAGAUUCAGCUGAUUGGCUGGAACCAAUCAGAAAAGAAAAACCUUCCCUGCCUGUCCGUGAUUGGGUCUCCUCAACACACAAACUGACCAAUCAGCUCCCAGGAAGAGGCCAAGCAUGCCCCCACCCUGACUCCCUUGACCCCCCCCCCAGUAACAGUGAUCUAUUAUGCUAAUCGAUCGGUGUGUUUUUUGAUUGACUUGUCAGUUUUCUCUGUUUGUUUGUUUCCAUGGCGACUGAACAUGAAAAGAUGUAAAAUAGAUUAAAAAACGGUUCAGUCCCAUCGCUGUUCACAUCGAAACCAUCAAACCCUGAAAACCUUCACCUCAUAACCACGAAAACAACGAUGUUACACGAGAAAAAACUCCUGAUAAAACAGGAAACCUGUGACAGUAAAUACCUGUGUGUGUGAGUGUGAGUGUGAGUGUGUGUGUGUGUGCGUCUGCGUGUGUGCGUGUUUAUUUUGGAGUGAUGUCAACAUCUGCCUGCUCUCACCUCAGUCUGAACUCACUAUUUAAACUGGCCAAUCAGCCCUCCCUCAGCACCAGUUGCCAGGAGAAACCCUCCCCGUGUUAAACAACCAAUAGCCCUUUUCUAAAGGUCCUGUGCUUUGGAGAGCUUUGAUUGGCUGUGACUGUGCAGCAGCUGUGAUUGGCUGUUUAUGUGUGGAUAGUUGUGAUUAGCUGCUUGACUCUGUCCCAAACUUUGUUAACUGUGAUGUUUUGAAUCUGAAGCACAAUGCUAGCAUGUAGUUAGCAUGUGGCUAGCAGACAAUAAGCACAGGGCUAGUAUUAGUCUAUUGUGGCUACCAUAGGGUAAACACACACACACACACACACAGCACAAGGCUAAUACUGGCUAUGGUUACCAUCUAGCAAACAUAUGUUUGCCAUCUGGUUAGUACAUGGUGAGAGCACAGUAAACACAAGGAUGACAUCUAGCCACCAUAUCAAGAUGUUAGCACAAGGCGAGCCAAGGGCCAACACCUCACUAACAUAAUGUUUGGUGAGCACACACCUAGCAAAAGGCUAAGAUAAGACUGACAUCUGAAAAACACAUAAUAUUUGGCUAGCAUGUAGCUAACACAGGGCUAACACCUGGCUAACAUAGGUUAUAUGUGGUCAGCACACACUUAAGACGAGGCAAACAGAGGACUGCAGCUGGUAAACUUAGCUAGUAUUCAGGUAGUAUUCAGCUACCGCAGGGCUAACACCUGAGUAACAUAACCACUUGGUAGAACAUUGCCAGUGCAAGGCUAACACAGGGCUAGCAAAUGGUAAACAUUGCCGAUGUUUGGCUAGCACACAGCUAACACUGAACUAGCAUCUGGUAAAAAUUGCUUAUAGUUGUUAAGCAUAUAGCAAAAGCAGCUAACACAACAUGGUGUUAGCAUAGGGCUAACACAGUUGGUUUAGCUCAAUAAUAACAGUACUGGUACUCAUUUAGCACAUGGUCAACAUAGGGCUAAAACAACUAGUAUUCACUUGGCACAUGGUUAGCAUUCACCAUGUUAUGGCUAACAUUACACAAAAACUCCACUCAAAAACCUAUUGAUAGUGAUGAGUAAAACAGCCUUGCCAGGAGAUUUAGCGCUGUUAGCAUUUUAGCGCUUAGCCGGAACAAACUGUUCCACCAAUGGGAAAAAGCCACAGAGCUGAGGGGUGUGGCUUCAGGAGGGCUUGAUGGGUGAGAUCUAAAGCCAUACACACUGUGUUUGUGCACAUGUUUUGACUGUGUGUGUGGGUGUGUGUGUGCAUGUGUGUGUACACGUGUUAGAGUGCGCAUUUGUAUAUUUGUGUGUAUGUGUGUGAGUGUGUAACAUUGCAGGGAUUUGCACUCUAGUGAUUCACCUCAGCAAGACGUCCGCCCACACGCACCCACACACGCACACACACAUGCACACACACAUGCAUUACACUGCCAUUUGAAAUAGUGGGUCAGAUUAGUUUCCAUGUAGCUUCACCAACCAACCAAACUGUAUUUUUCUUUAAAGGAACAGGGAUGUUGUAAAGUAUUUUUGUACAAAUUUAAUACUUUGGUAGCAUGACGUUCCUGGUGUUUGUCCUGUCGGGCUCCACUGCUCUCCUCCACCCCCCUUUAUAUGGACGACUACUGAGCAACAAUAAAGA
Messenger RNA from Chelmon rostratus (copperband butterflyfish), 8614 nucleotides. It is a transcript of the gene grip1, whose product is annotated as glutamate receptor interacting protein 1. Gene Ontology annotation, molecular function: nuclear glucocorticoid receptor binding. The coding region runs from base 1 to 3387 and encodes 1128 amino acids. NCBI's taxonomy places the organism in Eukaryota, Metazoa, Chordata, Actinopteri, Chaetodontiformes, Chaetodontidae. The transcript has 25 exons. The record is from RefSeq and is a predicted model, not a curated record. Gene Ontology annotation, biological process: neurotransmitter receptor transport, endosome to postsynaptic membrane.